Molecule: messenger RNA, 1233 nt
Organism: Benincasa hispida (wax gourd)
Lineage: Eukaryota; Viridiplantae; Streptophyta; Magnoliopsida; Cucurbitales; Cucurbitaceae
Product: alanine-tRNA ligase
Source: RefSeq, a predicted model, not a curated record
AUGGAAAAAAAAUUUUGUUUCGCGAAGAGCAUUCAGCGCAUAAUAUCCACGAGGAAGAAACUCUUUGCAUUGGCGAUGGAUGCUGGAUCACCGUCCUCCCAAGAAAAUCAAUCAUCUCCUUCCUAUCACCAUGAAUCUUCUCCAGGAAAACCUCAAUCAUUGGAAGACUUAGCUAAGCGCUUGGCUGAGUACGCAGCUCAACAGGCGUUGCUAUCACGGGCUAUCGAUCCUUUGAAGUCUGCCAUUGAAGCCUCCAAAUCUCGCCUUUCUCAGAUUCGUUCCACCUCCUAUCCUCAUUUCCAGAAGGCCAUUGAUUUCUUUUGGGAGGGAAAGUCCGAGCUCGCUGCUUAUGAGAAUGUAUUAUUUGGAAAAAUUAGAGAUGGUAUUCUUGUUGCUGCAUCACAUCCGCUGAUCAGUUGUGGAGUUGCAACUGGCAUGGGUUUCUUAGUCUUUAAAAAGCCCAGAAAUUUCUUAUACUACAGAACCAUUCGACUUUUUGUGAAUGAAGAGUCCUUACUUUCCAAAGCUGAUGCUAACGUAAAAGAGUUGCGACAGUCAAUUGAUCGGAUAAAGGUUGAAAGUGAGAGGCUGGAGAAAAGAACACUUCAAGCUCAAGAGGAAUUGAUACGAGGAAGAACAAAACUCAGGCAAGCAGGAAAACAGAUUGAAGGUGUGAUUCAGUCGGCUUAUAAAAUUGAAAGAAAGGCAAGAGGUUUAAAAGAUAUUCUUGCAGAUCUUCCCACAAGGGAAGCUUCACGAUUUAGGACUCAGGUUUCUAACCUUGCUUCUGAGGCAAAGAAGGAAAGAAUUGGCUUGAGCAAGGAGGUCUCAAAAAUAAGCAACUACGGUAUCUCUGUCUGAUAAAUUCAAAUCCAAAAUUUGGCUCAGCCUCAACAAUAUUGCUCCAUCUCAAAAUUCACUUGGUCUGCUCUGAAACCACUACCUGCAUAUCCUCUCUCAUCUUUGUUUUUCUUUCAUUUACCGUUGAAGGCUGAGUUCUUUUUUCUUCUUUUUAUGGUGCUCGGCCAAAAUAAGUUUUGACGGCUAUCUAUUCAGUUGUACCAUUGAAAAGUGAAUUUGAUUGUUCAGUAUAAUAAUUGUAGAUGCAAUACCAAUAGAGCUGGUUCUUUUGAUAGAAUCGUAAUCCUAACAAACUCUUCUUGUACUUGUAAAUUCGAAUGUUUAUGGGAGUGGAUGGCAAAAUUAAGCUAUAACAAAUUUAUUUGGUUAGAA